CUCGUUCAUGUUGUCAACGAACAACCCAUCAUGACAGGACAGGAUCCAUCUUUCCCGGAAUCCAGGAUUCCCUGUCAUGCCCUUCCUGCUCCUGGACCUGGUAGAGCUCAGAGCCCCCAGUGCCCCAUGAUCCAUCAAUUGCCGGGAUUCAUUAUGAUGAGUCCUAGUGUCCUCGAUCUGUCUGAGCGCUCACUCAUUCCAGUCAGACGCUUUGACAAUUUCCAAGGCCAUGGUGCAGGUUCCUGGACGAAACAUGCAUAGCCUUAUAGAUCAAACG
Messenger RNA from Aspergillus uvarum CBS 121591, 277 nucleotides. RefSeq lists its product as uncharacterized. Bases 31 to 261 code for a protein of 76 amino acids. The transcript has a single exon. The record is from RefSeq and is a predicted model, not a curated record. Lineage: Eukaryota; Fungi; Ascomycota; Eurotiomycetes; Eurotiales; Aspergillaceae.